This is a messenger RNA of Kwoniella botswanensis, 3987 nucleotides long. RefSeq lists its product as uncharacterized. The transcript has 10 exons. The record is from RefSeq and is a predicted model, not a curated record. Gene Ontology annotation, molecular function: mRNA binding. Bases 1 to 3987 code for a protein of 1328 amino acids. Gene Ontology annotation, biological process: nuclear division. Lineage: Eukaryota; Fungi; Basidiomycota; Tremellomycetes; Tremellales; Cryptococcaceae. Gene Ontology annotation, cellular component: cytoplasm; nucleus.
AUGUCUUUCUCUGCUGCUGAACUUCAAAAGCGACACGGGCUCGAAGGUGCCCCUGAUCCUUUCCCAUCGCUCAGUGGUUCGACUGCUCCUGCUCCACCUGCUGCUAAAAGUUUCAACAACAACAAUGACAAUGGUCCUUCCACUUCGGUUGAUACUUCAUCUGAGGAUGCUUUCCCUUCACUCGGCGCUUCCGCAGCUCCGGCUACCAACAUCACCAAACCUGCCAUCUCCGCUUGGGCUUCCAAACCAUCUGCUGUGAAAGCUACCGGUGGAAAGGUUAAACCCAACACUUCAGGUGGCUUAGGUCGAGCCGGUACACCCACUGCUGCGUCUCACCCAUUCAGUGAUAGUUUCUCAAUCCCCGCUGCGGACUUGACUCAAGGUAAAACUGCUCAAGAGACAAUCCAAAAGGUUAGAGAACAAACUGGUGUCAUUGUCGAAUCUUCCACUCAAAUGCGAACCGGUCUCAAGACUUUCUUAAUCAGAGGUCCGGAUCAGAAGAAAUUGAUUAUCGCUAGAAGAUUGAUUGAAAGAGGUUUGAGUAAACCCGUCACCAUCUCAGUUGAAGUCCCUAUCACUACUCUGGGAACGAUCAUCGGUCCAAAAGGUUCGACACUCAAAUCGAUUACCGAAUCCACUCAGACUAGAAUCGAUGUCCCCAAAAGAGAGAAUCUUCCUGCUUAUGAUCCUAAGGAAUCUAAUGAGAAAGACCAAGAUGCCGAUGAAGAUGAUGAAGAGGAUGAUGAACCCCUGGUUUCCAUCUCUGUCACCGGUCCUUCAGCCUCUUGUAAUGACGCCAAGAACAAGAUUUUAUCUUUGAUCUCUUUCAAGACUUCUCAAACUUCCACUUCUAUCAAGACGAUCCCUUCCUCUUACUACCCUUUCAUUGCUGGACCUAAAGGGGUCAAAGCCAAGCAAUUGGAAGAAGAGUUGGGUCAAGGUGAGGUCAAGAUUCACGUACCUCCACCAGCCGUAUGGAAAGCUUUGGAAAAACAAUCUCAAGGUGAAACGGACGACACCGAUGUCAUUCCCAAGGAUAGAGAUUUAUCAAUCAAGGUUAAAGGUGAAAAGGAAAAAGUCAAGUUGGUCGUUCAAGAAAUCUUAAAACGGUAUGAAGAAUUGAAUGAUUCACUUAGAGAAUUAAAGAUUUCAAUUCCAAAGAGACAACAUAGGUUCUUGGUCGGUUCUUCCGCGGAUGAGAUUUUAGAUCAAACUUCUUGUAUCGUUGAAUUACCACCUGUCGAUGAUCCCUCGGAUCAAUGUGUGAUCAGAGGUCCUCAACCUUCUCUGAUUCCCGCUCUCACACUGGUCAUGGACAAGGCCAACGCCAUCUCAGUAGAGAUGGUAGAUGUAGUCACCCUUCAUCGACCUAACACUUCGGACCCAUUAGCUCACGCCAAGAAGGUGCUACGAUACCUCAUCAGAACAUCUAAAUUGAGAUCUAUAGCCGAUUCACACUCUGGAGUCAAGAUCUUCCCACCAUUCGCUUCGGCCGUGGCCAAUACAGGAUCAGUGGUGAUUGAAAUUGUAGGAGAAAACAAAUCGGAAGUAUCUAAAGUGAAAGAUGAAGUAGCUUCAUUGGUCAAAUCGAUCUUACCUGCUGGAACCACCACGGUCGAAAUUGAUCAUUUGAUCCACUCUUUGUUGAUUGGUAAGAAAGGAUCGAAGAUUAAUCAAUUUGAACAAUCACAUAAUGUUACGACUGUCUUCCCACCUGCUCAAGAAGAAUCUUCUGAAGUGACCCUGAUUUACACCGGUCCUUUAGAUAGUCUGCCAACAGAAAAGAAAGCUAGAGACGCCAAGUUGAAAGAGAUCCUUGCUGGAGCUUCCAAGGCUAUUGAAGAGUUAGCCAAGGACGCAGCGGACAUCAAGACUGAGACGUUGAAUAUCGAAAAGAAAUGGCAUAGAUUCAUCAUUGGAUCAGGAGGUACAGUCUUAAACGCUUUGAUAGGUGAAGAUCAACUUGUAAACGUCAAAGUUGGCUCGUCAGCUACCAAUGGUAAACCCACACAAAACAAGGGUGUAGAUGAAGAUUCAGUGGUUGUUAGAGGACCAUCAACCGAGGUUGAUAGGGUCGUAGGACAGAUCAAACAGAUUGUAGAAGAUGCCAAGAACGAUGAUAUCGUUAAUGGCUUUACGAUCGAAUUCAACGUUUUGAAAACUUACGUUCCUCAUUUGGUUGGUACUUCCGGUGCGACUAUCAAUAAGCUCAGAGAGACAUUGGGAGUUAAAGUUAACUUCGAUGAUGAUGAGUCGGCUGGGGCUGCUGGGAAGAAAGGUGGUAAGAAACCUGUUGUCCAUUGUAAGAUUGUCGGCCGAAAAGAAGCUGUAGAAGAAGCUAAGAAACGACUUGAUCUUCAAAUUGAGAAACUCGAAGAUGAAACUACCGAGGUUUUGCAUAUCAAACGUUCUAUCCAACCUGCGUUGAUAGGUCAAGGUGGAAAAUACGCCAUAAGGUUAGAAGAGAAAUACGGUGUUAAACUUUCUUUCCCUCGAGAUUCUAAAGAAAAUCAAAAACCUGAUGAAGUCAUCAUUCGAGGUGGUAAAAAGGGAGUUGCAGCUGCUAAAGCCGAACUUCUGGAGGCAGCAGAGUACGAGAGUGAAUCAAGACAAGAGAUCCAAUUCAAGAUUCCGACCAAAGCCAUUGCUCAAGUGGUAGGGAAAGGUGGAGUUACAAUCAAUAAGAUCAAGGAUGAGUCCAAUGCUCAGAUCGAUAUUGAGAAAACACCCGAUGAAAAAGAUGCCACCAAGACUACUGUUACGGUCAAAGGUGAUAAGAAGGCUAUCGAGGUUGCGAAGAAGGCGAUUUUGGGUUUGAUAGAGGAAUUAGGGGAUGAGGUGGAAGAUGAGUUGAAGGUCGAUAGUAAAUAUCACCGAACUCUCAUUGGGCAAGGUGGUCAACGACUCCGAGAGACCAUCGCAGCUGCUGGUGGACCUGCCGAGGGAUUCAAGCAAUCCGGUCUUGUCACCUUCCCCAAAUCCGGUGAUGCCAACCCUGACGUGGUCCGUUUCCGAGGUGAUAGCAAGAUCGUCAAGAAAAUCAAAGCUGAAUUGGAGAAGCAAGUUUCAGUCCUGAAGGAAACCAUCAUCAUUGGUGUUGUCGUCCCUCAAUCUCAACAUGCUUCGAAGAUCGGUAGAGGUGGUUCGGCUUUGCAAGAUCUACAAAGGAAGACCGGUGCUACCGUUCACUUCCCCGGAUCAAGACAAUAUGCAUCCGUUGGCGAGAUUGAAAAUGCCUCUGACCUUGGUGAUGCUCCCGAGGGUGAUAUUGUGAAAGUGAUCGGUACCAAGGAAGUCGUAGCCAAAGCUGCUGAGCUCUUACAAGUGUCAAAUGAGAGACCUGCACGAACCGAUUCAAGACAGGGUCGAUCUACUCCCUCGAAUGAUUACCCCUCUAGGACAAUCUCGAUCCCUACCAAGUACUACCAUGCUAUCGCCGAUCAACAAAACUUGAUCAGGCAAAUUAGGAAUGUCGGAGCGUUCAUCACUAUCCCUACUGCUCCUCCUAAACCUGCCGCUCCUUCCAAGACCUCUGCUUCCAAUACCAAUGGGAAUGGCUUAGCUGCUAAGACAGCCAGGAUCGACUUGUCUGGUGGAGACGAGGAUGAUCCGGUAGAUGUUGAAGGUGAUUUCGAACUGGUUGAGAAUUAUCAGAAUUACCCUGAGGGUGAACAAGAUUGGUCGGUCAGGGCUAAGGAGGAGCAGGAUCUUGAUAGAGCCGUGGAAGUCUUGGAGGGCGCUUUGGAAAAGGCUAAGGCUGCUACUCAUGUCGGUCUCUUGACUGGUUUACCUCGAUCUGCAUUCCCUAGAAUCAUCGGAUCAAAGGGAUCAACUAUCUCUAGGAUCAGAGUUGAAACUGGUGCCGAUGUCCAGGUUUCAAAGGAUGAUGAUUUGAUUACUAUCAUAGGUGACGAAACUUCAGUGUUACAAGCUAAAGAUAGCAUCUUGUCGAUUGUCUCCAGACCUGGUAGAGGUGAUAGGUAUUAG